AUGCAUUUUCGAGGAUUAGAGAAUUUAGGAAAUACUUGCUAUAUGAAUAGUUUCAUUUAGGCAUUGCAUCUUUGCAGUGAUUUCAGACAACAAGUAUUAGAUUUUGAAAUUAACAGAAUCGUUGUGUAAUUGAAAGAUUACACUUAAACUAAAUAAGUGGGAAACAAGCCUAAUAUAGGUUUAUUGUUGUCAUUAUAAAAAUUAUUUGCUUUGCUUUCAUUUUCAAGUAGAGACAGCAUCAAUCCAAUUCAAUUCAGGAUGACCUUGCCAGACUAAUUUAAGAAUAAUUAUAAUCAGCAUGAUGCUAAUGAAUUCGGUAAGAUCCUGUUGGAUGAGAUUGAGACGAGUUUAAAAAAGUUGAAAAUUUAUGAAAAUUUGAUUAAAGACUCAUUUUAAGGCUAGAUUGAAUGGACAAUAGAGUGUUUGAAUUGCAACUAAAUAGUGAAGACUCAGGAAGACAUCUUGGAUCUCAGUCUGUCGAUUCCAAACGCAAAUUCUAUUAGACUGGAAGAAUUGAUUGAAUAGAAUUGCAAACCUGAAAUAAUGGAUGGAGAUAACUAAUAUUAAUGUGAUAAUUGUAAGGCAAAGACCAAUGCCAAAAGACACUUCACGAUCAAAAACACUGCUAAGAACUUCAUAAUCACUCUCAAUAGAUUCGAUUUCAAACACUCAGGAAAUGCAAAAAUAUUGACUAAGGUUGACAUUCCCAACAGGAUUCAAAUCAACUAACAGAACCUAUAUUUGUAGGCUGUGAUUGUUCACUCAGGAGCUCAAAUCAAUUAUGGACAUUACUUCACCUUAUCCAGAUACACUUUAUUGAAUGAUGAACAAAUAUGCAGGUAUCCAAGCAUUUAAACAGCCUUAUAGAAUUUGUAUGUCUAAUAGACUCCAUACAUUUUAUUCUAUAAAACGGAUUAUCCUUAUCAAGUGGCAAAGAUGAAGACAACGUUCCUGAAGAACAUUAUUGAUUAGGACAAUCAGAAUUUUCUUAUUUUGAAGCAAUAGAAACAAUAACAAUAAUAAUAAAUGUUUUAAAAUUAGUAAAAUUUUAAUUAAAGAAAUGACGAUGAUGAAGAUGACAAUGGUCAACAAGGAUCACAAGGAGUAUAAAAUCGUAUAAUCUUUUGA
Paramecium tetraurelia is the source of this 1128-nucleotide messenger RNA. RefSeq lists its product as uncharacterized. The record is from RefSeq and is a predicted model, not a curated record. Gene Ontology annotation, biological process: protein deubiquitination. NCBI's taxonomy places the organism in Eukaryota, Ciliophora, Oligohymenophorea, Peniculida, Parameciidae. The transcript has 2 exons. Gene Ontology annotation, cellular component: cytosol; nucleus. Gene Ontology annotation, molecular function: cysteine-type deubiquitinase activity; cysteine-type endopeptidase activity.